AUGACUUUGAGAUCAAUAUCACUUACAACUGCUCCUCCAAUAUCACUUAAAACUGCUUUAGACACUCCACGUCCACGCAAGAGAAUUAUUAUUAAAAGGUCUUCUGAAAUAGUUAACGCAUCAAGAAAAAAGACCCUAAAUGAAAAUAAGAUGAAAUCCGUGGGAACACCUACAGAUUCACCUGAAAUGACAUCUAGCGGCACCCAAACUGGUGAUGAUUAUUUCAUUUCACAAUCAUACAAUAUAUUAUACAGAUUAAAAAGGAGACAGGCAACAAAUUAUAAACAUCGAUGUGAACAGAUUCCUCAAAAUAAGGGUAAAAGAAUGGAGAAAAUUUCCGAUAGCUUGGAGGCUUUUAUGUGCUAUGCAGAAUCUUUUUACAAUCAACAGAUGGCAUAUAAAACUGGGUAUCGAUACACAGCAUUUUUAAAUCCAGAAAACUACUUUAAAGAUGUAUAUAAAUGCCUAAAAGCUCAACCUCCAAAAUUAAUUGGAAUGUUAAAAUAUGUUCACGCCACAACUAUCAAGAUGUAUUAUGAUCUUGAGCAUGAACGAUGUGUUCAGCAUCUAAAAGAAAUUCAUGCAGAUUUUCUCAAGACAUUGAAAGAAAAUCCAUCUAGGGGUGCCGAAAUUAACAUGGAAUAUAAUAGGUUUGAUAUUGACUUUUGUAAUGAGAAAAUUUAUGAAGUGUUCUUAUUAUGCGAUGCGGCUAAAGAAUUUACAGGAAAUCAAAAUUUAAAUAUUGAUAAUAAUUUAGAAGCUAGAGCCUACGCUCAAGAGCAAUUAAAUUUAUGGAGGGAAGAAAAAGGAAUCAAUUUCAUUUUGUACAUUACUAUUACUUUCGCUAGUUCUAAGAUAGUAACAAAUUUUUAA
Diversispora eburnea is the source of this 873-nucleotide messenger RNA. NCBI's taxonomy places the organism in Eukaryota, Fungi, Glomeromycota, Glomeromycetes, Diversisporales, Diversisporaceae. The record is from the annotation of a GenBank genome assembly.